Cucurbita maxima (winter squash) is the source of this 1225-nucleotide messenger RNA. Its product is annotated as pentatricopeptide repeat-containing protein At3g46790, chloroplastic-like. Gene Ontology annotation, molecular function: RNA binding; protein binding. NCBI's taxonomy places the organism in Eukaryota, Viridiplantae, Streptophyta, Magnoliopsida, Cucurbitales, Cucurbitaceae. The coding region runs from base 214 to 1146 and encodes 310 amino acids. The transcript is spliced from 2 exons. Gene Ontology annotation, biological process: RNA modification. The record is from RefSeq and is a predicted model, not a curated record.
CUACUUCAAACCUCAACCUCAACUUUCCAACAUCAAUUGUUUAAGCGAUUGAGUUUCUCGCCAACUUGAUAUACAGAGGGAAUACUUGAAGUUAAGAGGAGGAGAACAGGGGAAUGCUUGAAGUUAAUCAUGAGGCGUCUUUUGGCCUUCAUCUUGGUCUACCAAUACUAAACAGCUGAGAGAUCUGAAGCUUCAUCUUCUUCGAUCUGGUAAAUGCCCAAACCACAAGACAUAAUCCCCUUCUACGCCGCUCUCCUCCAAGCAUGCUCCUCCACCAAGAACCACCACACACUUAAGCAAAUCCACGCUCUAACCAUCCGACUCGGAAUCUCUCACCAUGAUUUCAUUCGAACCAAGCUUGCCUCCACCUACGCCGCCUGCGACCAUCUGCCACAAGCCACUACCAUCUUCUCCUUCGCCACUCGCCGCCCCACCUUCCUCUUUAAUGCCCUCAUCAGAGCCCACUCCUCUCUGCGUCUCUUCUCCCAAUCACUCUCGAUUUUCCGCCACAUGCUUCUUUCUGGAAAGCCCAUUGACCGUCAUACUUUGCCGCCGGUGCUCAAGUCAUGUACGGGUCUGUCGUCCUUGCGCCUUGGCCGGCAGGUUCAUGGGUUUGUUGUGAUUAAUGGGUUCUCAACCGAUUUGCCGAAUUUGAAUGCGUUGAUUACGAUGUAUGGGAAGUGCGGGGACUUGGGUAUUGCACGGAAGGUGUUCGAUGGAAUGCCUGAGAGAAAUGAGGUGUCGUGGUCUGCGUUGAUGGCGGGUUAUGGUGUUCAUGGGAUGUUUGGUGAGGUGUUUGGAUUGUUUGAGAGGAUGGUGGAAGAGGGACAAAAGCCGGAUGAGCUCACUUUUACAGCUCUUCUCACGGCAUGCAGCCAUGGAGGGUUGAUUGAGAGGGGGAAGGAGUAUUUUGGUAUGAUGAAAAUGGGGUUCAAUUUGAAGCCUGGGUUGGAACAUUACACCUGCAUGGUGGAUUUGCUGGGGAGGGUGGGACAAGUGGAAGAAGCAGAGAAGUUGAUUAUGGAGAUGGAGAUGGAGAUUGAGCCUGAUGAGGCAUUGUGGGGCGCCCUGUUGAGUGCUUGUAGGAUUCAUGGGAAAGCCGAGGUGGCUGAUAGGGUGCAAACACGGUUUAUGAAGCAACACUGAUUGUAUAAACUAUGGUAUGCCAAGAUAUGCUUUGUGGGUUGGUUUCAUAAGUUUCCCUCUAUUCGAUUUUUGUUUCGAC